This is a messenger RNA of Metschnikowia bicuspidata var. bicuspidata NRRL YB-4993, 1311 nucleotides long. RefSeq lists its product as uncharacterized. The transcript has a single exon. NCBI's taxonomy places the organism in Eukaryota, Fungi, Ascomycota, Pichiomycetes, Serinales, Metschnikowiaceae. The record is from RefSeq and is a predicted model, not a curated record. Gene Ontology annotation, molecular function: hydrolase activity, acting on carbon-nitrogen (but not peptide) bonds, in linear amidines. The coding region runs from base 1 to 1311 and encodes 436 amino acids.
AUGCCUCUGUCAACACUGAUUACCAGUGCUUCAGCUUUCGCAAUCAAGAAAAACCGUUUGAUCGACACGAUCCAUGAAACUUCUGGCUGCUUUGGCCCAAAAGGGAAGUGGGGCUCUAGAGAUACUGAGACUGGAGUUUGCCGCUUGGCAUUAUCUGAUGAAGACAAGGGGGUUAGAGACUGGUUUGUGGCCGAGUUGAAGAGCCUUGGAUGCACAGUCAAAAUUGAUAAUUUGGGAAAUAUAUUUGGUGUUUUUCCAGGAAAAAACGAGGGCAAGCCAAUAGGCAUUGGCUCGCACUUGGAUACUCAGCCCACUGGAGGAAGAUACGAUGGGAUUUUGGGUGUACUCAGUGGCUUGGAAGUCUUGAGAACCAUGAAAGAAAAUGGGUUUGUUCCUAAUUACCCCAUUUGCGUGGUAGACUGGAUGAACGAAGAGGGUGCCAGAUUUCCCAUGAGCAUGAUGUCCUCUUCAGUUUGGGCAGGUGCGGCAGAUCUCGAAGAAGUCUACAAAAUGGAGUCUGUGACAGACAAAGUCCCAGUUUCGGUACGCGAAGAGCUAGAGCGCAUAGGGUAUUUGGGUGAUAUUCCAUGCUCCUACGAGGCCAAUCCGUUGGAAGCACAUUUUGAGCUCCACAUCGAGCAAGGUCCUAUUCUUGAGGAGCAAAACAAAAAGAUAGGCCGCGUGCAGGGGAUCCAGGCUCUCAGAUGGAUCGAGAUUACUAUGAACGGCAAGGCGCAACAUACUGGCACCACGCCUCUUCGCUCACGAUCAGAUGCCUUACUUGCAUCCUCUCAAGUAGUGGUCAGGGGAAAUGAAAUUGCCAAGAAAUACGGUGGCUUGUUUAGUUGUGGAAUCUUGGAGAUUGAGCCCGCAGUGGUUAAUGUGAUCCCGCAGAAGGUGCGCUUUGUCAUUGAUAUUAGACACCAGCUUGACGAAACGCUAGAUGUCAUGUACCGGGAGCUCAGCGAAAGCCUCCAGAAAAUUGCGAGCAGCUGCGGCAUGAGAUUGAGCUUCAGCUUGAAAGAGCUUGUGAAUCAGCGUGCGAUUCAUUUUGACGAGACUUGCAUGAAAUGUAUCACAGAGUCCUCAAACGAGCUAUUUGGGGAAAACCAGUCCAUUCCUAUAGUGAGUGGAGCAGGCCACGACUCAGGCCUUACGGCUAUUCGCAUUCCUACUGCAAUGAUUUUUAUUCCAUCCCAGGACGGAGUGUCCCAUAAUUUCGAGGAGUACAGCACCCCGGAACAAGUGGACGAAGGUUUUCGAGUUCUCUUGGGAGCAGUUUUGAAGUACGACGCGCUAAGAAGCAAAUAA